UAAGCGCCAAUCGUGUUUGUGGCCUCGUUAAUGUAGAUAGUCACGGAGUAUCCAACAAAGUUAUCGUACAAAGUACUUACAUAUCUCCAAAAAUAGCGAUUGCCGAUACGCAUUGAAAACAGUCAGGGGAUAUUGACAACGCGUAUUCGGUUAAAGAGACCGCCUUCUGGUCGAAAAAAAGAAACGCAUCGCGAUAUUUUUCUUUUAUAAAAAAAAACAAAAUGGGUCCACAAAGUGAAGAGCGAUCUGGUUUCAUCACGUGUAUGAAUGUAGUGAAUUCAAUAACUCACUGGGUCCUAGGUGCGGUGGCCAUACUUGCCAUUACUUUUAAUAGCAUGUUCGCUGGAUCUGCACAUUUCACUCAACAUGUAUAUCUUUGUGUAAUUGGCUACAUCGUCCUCAUGGCUCAAGGUAUUCUGACCUUCAGCCCUCACACCGGCUGGACGAGAAGCAUGCGGUACCAGGACAAGAAAGUUAUACACUGGGUCAUACAGGUUGCCGGGUCUAUUUUAGCUGUCACUGGCAGCAUCAUUCGAAUAGUCAAUGUCUCGAAUAACUUCCAAACGCCACAUGGGAUUCUUGGCCUCAUCGCAAUGAUUUUCACCGUCUUGAGUUUAAUCGGAGGCGUCAUCGGUCUCUUCAGCAAAACGGCCGCCAUCAAAAUUGGGCAUUCCUUCGCUGGAUCCGUCACACUCAUCGCAGCUUUCAUUUGCCUCUGCCUAGGCUUUGACAAAACAGUGGUUAGGCUCCAUCUUAAUGAUACUAUAGCUAAUUUAGCCAUCGCUUUUACUGUUAUAGGUCUAGUGGGGACUUUGUGCUCUGCUGCUAUGUCUAAUUUUAAUAGAAUUGUGUUACGAUAGGCAGUUAGUACUUGAAUUCCGCGUGUUGAUAAUUUUAAAAGAAGGUAUUUUAAUAUGAAUAUGCAAUUAAUUCUAAAAUUGUAUUUAUAAGUUAAAUAUUUCUGAAGUAAGGUACAGUUAAAGGCAUCAUUUCGACUAAACACUGAACUGAACGUUUGAUGCGCCUUCGUGAAACACUAUUGGUUGAAGAAAUCGAAUUCCGCUCGAGAUUGGUUACGUAGGAAUUCUAUCUAGUCCUUACGAAUGAAUAAGUCAAUAAAUUAGCUUUGUUAUUUAGCUUACAGUAUUUAAAUUAGGGGCUUAGUUAAUAAUCAUGACAUUAAAUGAGUAAAAUGACUAUUAUAUUACUAAAGCUUUAUUAUCUAUUUAACCUUAAAUUAAUUAAGUAUCUACUAUUUACAUAAAUCAAUACUAAUGAAUACUUUUUAUACUAAUGUUCAGGACUGCAUAUGCGCAAGAUCCUGACCUAAUAGUAAUUAAAUAAUUAUUAAUUAGGUACUACACAAUUAAUAUUUAAAAAAAUUAUACAUUCAAAUAAAAUGUAAAUAUCACACCAAUAUACUCAUUUUAAUAUAUUUACCUACACAUAUUAUACAUUUACAUACAUUGUAAAUAGUACCUAUGUUUUAUACACUAUGUUUCACGAAGAUCCGAAAAUUUAGCAAAGUGUAUGUUAUUCUAAAACUGAAUGUUUUAUAUUUCAGGGUUAGAAUAAAUUUAAAGGUGUAAAAUGUGUGCCUUGGGUGAGGCUAAACCUAACGGCACCUGGAUCGAUACUACAGCGCUCUGCCGAUUGAGCCGUGGCAUCGAUUGCAGAUUGCUUGUCAAAAAAUUUAUUAUUUCAGCUUCUUCGUGAUACAUCGUGUAGGUAUAUAAGCGUCGCUUACGUAACCAGAUUAUAUGAUUCAGGAUAUACCCAUGUAUGUUUAGUCAUUUUCUCAGUAGAUACGUCAGUGUAAUUGAAUAAAAAAAAACGUAAUAAUUAUACUGAUUGCAUUUAUUGCAAUUGCGAAUAGUAGA
Molecule: messenger RNA, 1880 nt
Organism: Leguminivora glycinivorella
Lineage: Eukaryota; Metazoa; Arthropoda; Insecta; Lepidoptera; Tortricidae
Product: transmembrane reductase CYB561D2-like
Exons: 3
Coding region: 222-860 (212 amino acids)
Molecular function (GO): transmembrane monodehydroascorbate reductase activity
Source: RefSeq, a predicted model, not a curated record